Molecule: messenger RNA, 504 nt
Organism: Fusarium poae
Lineage: Eukaryota; Fungi; Ascomycota; Sordariomycetes; Hypocreales; Nectriaceae
Exons: 1
Coding region: 1-504 (167 amino acids)
Source: RefSeq, a predicted model, not a curated record
AUGGCAGUCAUGAAUCUACACCACCUCAUUUCGAACAUAACAACCACGCUCAAAGCGACUAUCGAAAUCUGUGAAAAAGCCACAGACAUCGAAUCAUUACCUGUACCUAUUCAGAUCCUGUGUUCACAGCUCCCUUGGAUCAUGGCCGCCUUUGAUAAAGCAAAAGAAGGUUUCCCAUGGAGUGUGGAACCUUCCCCAGACACGCUCGCCUUGAAGAGUAUUCUCAAAGACUGCGCUAAAAAGUCGUCCUCUCUGGAAGCCUGCUUGCGCGUGAUGAUCCCACGCGCCGAAUCGUCGACAUUCGAGCGAUACAGGCGAUCUUUGGGACUGGUACCAACGGAAGACAAGGUUGUGAUGUUGAAGGAUGGGCUAUUUUCCGACCUCAAGGCGUUAGCGGCUAAUCCAGCUGUUGACGCAGAAACGCAAGACAGUGUUAGGUCUCUAGUUGGUUUUGUUACUCAGGAACCGGGUUAUAAUCUUUGGGGUGUUUCAGAUAGCGAUUAG